Anthonomus grandis grandis is the source of this 8572-nucleotide messenger RNA. RefSeq names its product SNF-related serine/threonine-protein kinase (gene Snrk). The record is from RefSeq and is a predicted model, not a curated record. Gene Ontology annotation, cellular component: cytoplasm. Gene Ontology annotation, biological process: protein phosphorylation; intracellular signal transduction; microtubule cytoskeleton organization. NCBI's taxonomy places the organism in Eukaryota, Metazoa, Arthropoda, Insecta, Coleoptera, Curculionidae. The transcript has 15 exons. Gene Ontology annotation, molecular function: protein serine/threonine kinase activity; ATP binding; tau-protein kinase activity. Bases 281 to 3160 code for a protein of 959 amino acids.
UCACAAUAUUUCUAAUUUCUAAUGUUUGCUGUGUGUUUCCUACAAAGAUUAAUAUAAUUGUUAAAUAUAUUUUAAUUUUUGCAUUAAAAAAAAUAAUAACCGAUGUCUGACCGUUAAUUAGCGAAAUAUUCUCAGGUAAAGGACUUAACGGGGCACUGGUUUAAGUAUAUGCAACGUUUACGGUUCCGUUAUGGAAAUAGUUUCUGUGUAGGGUAGGGAGGUAAAUAAAUUUUAUAGUAGAUUAUAAUAAGUGGAACAAAAGUCAUUAAAGGUAAAAGUGAUGCAGCGCCGCAUUCAUCGGAUCGGUGGCCCUUCUAGCAACAAUGGAUCCUCGGGCUUGCCAACUUCAUUGCUAAGAGGGGCCAACCGACCAUACGAUGGUAAAAUAGCCGGACUCUACGAUUUGGAGGAGACGUUGGGUCGCGGUCAUUUCGCCGUCGUUAAAUUGGCCCGUCACGUGUUCACCGGGGAAAAAGUCGCCGUGAAAGUGAUCGAUAAGAGUAAAUUGGACGAGGUGUCCAGGGCGCAUCUGUUUCAAGAGGUAAGAUGUAUGAAACUGGUACAACAUCCCAACGUGGUACGGCUGUACGAGGUGAUCGACACCGCCACUAAAUUGUAUCUCAUCCUGGAGCUGGGAGACGGCGGGGAUUUGUACGAUUACAUUAUCAGACACGAGCAGGGAUUGCCCGAAGAGAAAGCCAAAGAUUACUUUAGACAAAUAGUGCGGGCGAUAUCGUACUGCCAUCAGCUCCAUGUGGUCCAUAGGGACCUGAAGCCGGAAAACGUGGUGUUUUUUAAGAAGCUCGGCGUAGUGAAAUUGACCGAUUUCGGUUUUAGUAAUAAAUUUUACCCGGGACAGAAAUUGGAGACUUCUUGCGGCAGUUUGGCUUAUUCGGCGCCGGAAAUUUUGUUGGGGGAUUCGUACGAUGCUCCCGCAGUCGAUGUGUGGUCUCUGGGAGUGAUCUUAUACAUGUUAGUAUGCGGACAAGCGCCAUUCCAAGAAGCCAACGAUUCCGAAACUUUGACCAUGAUCAUGGACUGUAAAUACAACGUUCCUGCACACGUAUCACAAGAAUGCCGAGAUUUGAUUUCUCGAAUGUUGGUCCGUAACCCGGAAAAACGUGCCCCACUGAAAGAAAUCUCGACCCACGAAUGGCUAAAGUCCGAUCACGAGGACGUCAGCGCGACGGAUAACCUCACCCUGCCCUUAGUUUCUAGGGAACAAUUAUCGGAAGAGGAUCAUAACUUUAUCGUGCAAAAAAUCGUGAAUGGCAACAUCGCGACCAAAGAAGAGAUACAAGAUUGUUUGGACCGUAACGAAUACAACCACAUAACGGCCACCUAUUAUCUGCUCGCCGAGCGGAAAUUACGCUCGAAACGGGCGGAUGUCGCAUUAAAAAAGAGACCCGAGAACUUGGCGGUGUCGAAGAACUCGUUGGGGCCGCCCAAGAGGGAAAAUGGCGCGGGACAAACGACCAACUCUACGUUGUUGAGUGUACCGAGGACCCCUGGAGAUUUGCCACAAAGAUCCAGAAAGUGCAGCAUCGUCCAAGAGGACGAAGAGGAGGAGGACAUGUCCUCGUGCUCCGGCAGGGAGGAAUUGGGUCCGCCACUGAACCGAAGGGGCUCGCGAUCGGAGGGCAGACUCAGUUUGGCCCUGCAAGAGCGACUGGCGGAGAACGAGAGACGGAAACCCGCGGAAAGAAUACCGGAAACCGUUCACGAUCUACCGCCCACCCCAAAAUCGACCGUACGCAAAGAAUGGCAAUCGCAAAAAAGUUCGAGCGUAUGCGAACCGGCCAAAGAAUCGGAAAUAAUCCCGACGACGAUCAUAACCGACUCGUCGACCAUCACGAUUCCGAUAAUCACGACCAGUUUACCGGUGGAUUGUUCGAACAUGCCGAAAUACAAGACGAUGCCGUCGCCGACAACCACCACCACCACCACCAGCACCGGCGCCACCAACCAGUUACAACUGAACGAGAUUUUCGAGGAGGGAACCGACACGACCACGUCAUUGCCGGACUCGGUCCGACACUCGCAGCAGGGCGGUCCGCGGUUCGUUAAACGGACGCCGUACGAGCAGCGACGCAGCAAAUACCACAAGGCGAGGACCGCGUCCUGCAGUUCUUCAGAUGCGAGCGACGACGACAGCGAGAAGAGGAAGAAGCGGGCGCACAAGUUGAACCCCGCGCCCUCGAAACCGUUCCAGGGCAGGAGGGAUAGCUACGACGACAGUAGCGACUCGCAGGAGCCGGGCACAGGUGCCGGCACCGGAGGUGACAACACUAGUCAAGCGUUGGGCGGCGCCACCGCCACCAUUUCCACCACCGGUUCUGGAGGCGGCGGCGGCGGUGGGGGCGGCCAAAAUGACAAGGGCGGGGGGACGAACCACGACCAGGGCGGCAGGAAAAAUACGAACUGCGCCGGUUCGAUGUUGGGGAGGCGGCACAAGGCGAGCCGGAGACGUAGCGGCGAGACCAGGCUACGCGAGAGUCAGUCACUAAAUAGAAUAACGGAGGUCCAAGAGGACAAUACGCACGCCCUAGUGAUUUCCACGGUGGUCGUAAGCACGCACGGUCCUCUCACGCCCAAAGUUAAAGGUUUAGGUGCCAGAAUCCUUCAAGGGCUUUCGAUUUCUACGAAAAAGCAGCCCAAGGAGGGGGAGGAGGAGGAAAAACCCAUUGAAAAAAGCGAUAGUCAAAAAUCCUCUAGUCAUCACGUGUCGCGGAAAGAUACGAUCAAGAGUGGGCAGGAUUGUACGGACGGUCAAGAUUCGAAAAUCGCCCAGUCGGAUAAGAAGAAACUGAAGAUUUUAGGCAGAUAUUUUCAAGUUCAUAAAAAGUUAUGCAUUCCCUUGCCGGAUAUAUUUAAUAAAAAUGCCCGCUUGUACAAGGCGCAGUCGUGCGGUUCUUUGGUGAGAGAUAAGAUUAACAAAACGGAGCCGAUUCUGAGGUGUCGUCAGAGAGCCGUGAGCGUAUUCCGUAACAGUUUGGGCAUCGAGGAGAACAACAAGAACAAGAGCCAAAACAACAAAAACGAGCAGCAGCAGCAACGCAGGAAAUCGGCGACCGUCGUACAACUGAACAACGUCUGCAACGAACUGACCGGGAUGUGCGCGAUCCAUCUGGAACAAACGGCCAAGUGCAGCUUCUGUUGACCGCCACGUGGUGGCGUUAUCCUUGUUAUCAUCUCGCCCCCCUCCCGCCACGGUUAAUUCUAGAUUAAUUUUUAGUAUCGUUUAGAUCUGCUAUCGUCAUUCCUCUUCAUUUAUCGAGUAGAAUUCGGGAUUAAAAGGGCCGUUGUACCGGUGGUCUUAUGUGCCAAACCAGUAGACAAACAUCUUUAAGACUAAUUAAUAUGGUCUGUUUUCAUAGGGAGUAAGUAAGUUUGAAAGUGGGUUAUUUGAUGAAAAUGUUGGGGGUAUUAGAUUACGGAAUGGCAAGUGGGCAUCUGGAAAUUAUCAUUUUAAAUGAUUUGCAAAAAACCUCGUGAUUUUCUUGGUGUUCAGAAUAACUGGGAUCAAUAAAAAACCCGAGAAAUCAAUAAUUCUUGCGGAAAAUCAAAAUUUUACUUCUUUAUCAAUAUUUUUGAGUUUAUAUUCAAAAAAACCGCAUAAUUUUAAUAAUAAUAAAUAUUUAUUAAACAUCAAGGCUACAAAUAAAUAUACAUAAGAAUUAUAACAAGUAUAAAGGCCACUUAAAUAUGAGAACAAAACUAAAAGUUCUGAAUUGUUUGUAAAGGGAACACUAAUAUCUAAACCUAAACCUGUACUAAUAAAAAAAGAUAAAAAUUGUAUAAAUAAAAUAACGUAAGACACGCAAUGUAAAGAUAAAAAAUAAGACACACACACACACAUAUUAAAAUUAGAUAAAAUGAACAAAAAUUACAACCUAUCUAAAAUACAUUCGCUUAAAAGCCUCUUGAACUGUGGUAAAUUAUUACUGGUUCCAUAUUUAGUGGUACCAUAAUUAUGUAUAUCUUCAAAAACUCUUAAUUUAUCAUAGAUGUAAAUAAGUAAAAAAAUAUUGUUUUAACUUAAAAAUAAACAAAUAGACACUAAACAUAAUUCUUUGGUUGACAGAAAGCAUAUUUAGGACCGUUAACAUAAAUUUCACGUAGUAUUACGAUUACAUUUUAAAAUCAGUCUCAUAGCUCUGUUUUGGAUUAUGUCUAAUUGGUUAAUGCUGUAUUGGAGUAAAUUGAACAGCGAUGUUGAGCCAAAUUGCAAAUGUGGGAGUGCAAUGGCAUUAUAUAACAUCAAUUUUGUGUGCAUUGACAGAUUUCUUUCGAUUUUUGUUAAAAAACCAGCUUUUUUUGCUGUUAUAGAUAGGAACGUCAUAUCUGACUGACAUAUUCCUCAAUAAGUCAAUAGUUUCCAAGAAAAAUCACUUGUAUCAUUAGCCACAUUUAUGUUUUAGAAGAUUUUCCAAAAAGUUCAGCAUUUCUUGACUUUUAAGAAUGUAGACUCGAAAAAAGUGACACAAUAAAUAAACUAAAUAGUAUAAAUAAAAAAAUGCAUCAACUCUGAUUAAACCAAGAAGUCGAUUCCAUGUUUUAAUGCCAUUUCGUGAUUUAGGAGGUAGACUAGAUAUUUUUAUAAAACAAUUUCAUUUUCAAACUUAUCAUAUCGACGUAACCUAUGAAAACGGACUGAAAGGUUCAAUGCGCCCUUGAGAUACAAAUUGCUUUUUAAUGCGAAUCAUGCGGUUUUAUGAUUUAACCGUUUUUGAGAAAUAAAAAAGUAUGAAUUUUUGGAAUAUAUUGAACAUUUUUUUGGAAAAUUAAAGUCCCUCCAAAAAGGUGUUAUGUCCCAUUUUGGUUGCAAAAUAUCUCCCUUACUAUUAAAGAUACAACUAAACUUCUGAGUUAGAGAGUGCCAAUGAAGUUUCACUUUUAUGGGUAAUAUUAUAGAUCAAAGUGUAAGUACUAUAGUGCAAGAAGAUCCUCAAUCUUUGAAUUUCAAAAAAAGUCUCUAUAUUGUUUUAUAGUUAAUAUAAUAAAUUAGUUACGAAAUUAUGGCAUUUUUGGAUAGUGGUAGCAGAAUCUUAAUAGAAUUUUGUGCUAUUGUGCUAAAAUUUGUAGUGUAAUUCUUAGAUAUGCCUUCCUAAAAAUGCCAAUAUUUCUGGAUUUAAAAAAAAACGAAUUAAAUCUAAAAUAUGCUUCGUCGAGAAUAUUUUGCUUUUUAUUUCACAAGUAUAUUCCUAAUGGUCCGACUUUACAGCGAUAGUUUGAAUCUUUACAAACUAUUUUACUUUAAAAGGGCAGUUAGAAUUGUACUCCCAAAAUAGGACAUACUGUACAAUCAUUUCAGGUAUGAUUUGCAUUAAAAAAAUGUCUGUAUCCCCCUAAUAGUUGUUGAUAAGACUGGGUUAAGAGAGAGAACGUAACUUACUCAUACUUUUCGAGCUCAACGUAAUCUUUUAUAAUCAUCCAUAAACAAGAACUGUAUAUUCCCUUUUCGGCUUUUUUAAAAUCAUCAUCAGGUUCAAUUUUUUCAUUUCCAGCGUGAUGUAAUUCUUAGGGUUUAGUCGUGUAGAUAAUAUGCUCCGGUACAUAGAGUCGGUUGGACAAAAUGGGGAUUUUUAAAGGGAAAUUUGAUUUAAGCUUAUUAUAGCACAGAAUUUUAGGUCCAUUUUUGUCUCUUUAUCUCAACUAAGGCAAGAUCUAUUUUAACAUGAGAAUUUAAAACGGACAUUCUACAUAGACAUGGUUGGUAUUGUAUCAGUUUAAAUCGAAAAGAUGGGGUUAAUUAGACAUUUAAGGUUCAUAUCAAAAUGAAAAAUACCCAAUUUCAGCAAUUACCUUUUCAUUUAAACAAGUUUGCUUUCGUUUAGGAUAUUUUCAAUUCCUUACAAGAGUUAAUACGUUUUAAUAACAUUAUAGUGAAAAAAAACGUUAGAAUAUCAUAGUAUUGGCUGAUUAUAAUGUCUAUAUGUAUUAUGAAUAUCUGCCUUAAAUUCUACCUUUAAUUCUUCUAAAAAGCUCAAAUUAUAAACAUCACUUUAAGAGAUCAUUUUGAUUAACUUGUUAUAGACUGAUUUAAUCAGCAUUAUAGAGGGUCGUUGAAAAUUAAAUUAAAAUUUUUCAUUUACUAAAAUGGCGGAAAGCAAUUUUUUUUUUAAUAGAACCUAUCCUAUAUUUUAUUUAAUUUUAUUUUCUAAUAAAUUGUUAAAAUACCUUUUAUUUAAUUCAACACAUUCCAGCACAUUACAACACUUUGGUAACUUUUUGAAAAACGCUUAAACAGGCGUGUAGUUAAAUUAUUUUGGUUUAUGGGUGUUUUAUGACAUUUCGAAAAAAUAAAAUUCACCCCUCCAAAAAAAUUUUUUUUCUUUAAAAAUCUGUACAUUUUUUAAAUAAAUGUUAAAAUAGGCGCCUAAUUAAAUUAUCUUAGGAAUAAGUGUAGAAAUUCUCAAGAUUUUAUUUUAACUGGUUUUUGAGAAGAUGAGACCUUUCCAGAAUUUUCUUUUGUCAAAACCUUGGCAUUAUUUGGUAUUAUAUUGGUACUAAUUGAGUAGGUCAUGAUGGAAUAGCAAUAAGAGAUGUUGUUGCUUGUUUUCCAUUUUCUAGCAAACCGCUACUCAAUAUUAUUAAUUCCUGCAUCUUAGAAAAUCAAUUUUCAGACUUGUGGAAAAAGGCUAUCAUUAAACCAUUUGCAAAAGUCUUAAACCCUAAAGAAGCUAAAGAUCUACGCCCUAUUAGUAUUUUACCAGUUUUGUCUAAGGUUCUAGAGAGACACAUUGAUAAUCAAAUUACUGCAUUUUCAAAUUCCUAUAAAAUUAUACCUGAAUGUCAAUCCGGGCUUAGGAAACAUUUUAGUACAUCUACUUGUCUGGUAAAUCUUAUGAAUGAUAUCAGGCACUAUGAAGAACAGAAGCAAGUAACAGCCGUAUGUUUGCUGGACUUAGGUAAGGCAUUUGACACUCUAAAACAUGAUAUGCUGCUAGCUAAAUUAAAUUUCUUUGUUUUGUCUAAUACUUCUAUUGCCUUGCUGAAGGAUCUCAGCAAGGCCUGGCCAGCAGGUUUCAAUGCGUGGAGAUUGAUUCUCAUCCCUUAUAUUCAAAAUCUGAAUUUAUUCCUGUUACCACUGGGGGGUAUCCCAGGGAUCUCUAUUAAUUUGAAACUAAACCCUUCGUGUCUCUUAUUUCUAGGAUCCAGUAGAAAUAACAUAUUUCUUAAUACGUGGUUAAAAUAGGCAAUACAGUAGUACCGGUGGUUAAUGAUGCAAAGAAUUUGGGUAUUAUUUUUGAUAAUACUUUUUCUUUUUUAGCCCAAAUAAACAAAAAAAUUGCCACUGCUUAUAUGCGCUUAAAAUAUUUAAAUAAUCUAAAGCGUCACUUACCGAGUGAAACCAAGUAUUUUUUGUGCAACUCUUUAAUAUUAUCAUUGUUUGAUUAUGGCGAUGUAAUCUACAAUGAUGCAAUUACUUCGGCAGUCUCAUCUUCUAUUCAAAAAGUGCAGAAUUCAUGUAUGCGUUUUUCCUUUAAGUCAUAUUACCCCAUAUCUUAACAAUAAUUUUAUUCUUUCAAUGUCAAAUAGACGCAAAUAUUACAUGUACUCUUUCAUAUACAGAAUUUUAAAGUCGGGAAACCCACCAUAUCUAAGAAAACUCUUCAAUAUGCAUGAACACAACCAUAAUACCAGACGGUUUAUUAUUUUUAGGGUUCCUCAGCAUACAACAGCAGCUUUUCAAAAAAUCAUUUAGUUACGUUGCAAUUCAUUUGUGGAACAAUUUGCCUCAUUGUGUUAAAAAUUAUUCUCUUUAUAAGUAUAAGAAGUACAUAAGAAAUAUGCUUAUGCAGUCACAGUAUGAUGCCUCAUAAUUAAAUAUGUAUUGAAAUGAAUGUAAAUAGGACUUUUUUCCAGUCUCUUUUCAUUCAGGUUGUGUCAUAUUCAUGUAGCUGUACUGGGUCGAGUCUUCACUUACAUCUUCGUUUCGCAUUUAACAAGAUAUACCUGUAUCAUAUUAUUUAUAUUCAUAUAUAUUGGAUGUGUUUCCUCUCCUGCGCUUCCCUGAUUCAGUCGCUGCCUACCCCUGCCCUGUGUACAUAAAUAUAAAUAAAUUGUAUUUUUUUUUUCAAGCUCUUACUAUCAAAAAGUAUCGAAGAAAUAUUAGUAGGGUAUUUUUUUUUAGUUUUCUUGUUAUUUUGUUUCCUUUUUUGUUGCUUUUUCUUGAGGAUGUAUCACUUAAAAGUGCCUCUUGCAGAGGUACUCUUGAGAAACGGUUUUUAUAAUCGAGAUGCAUUCCUAUUUGCUAACUUCACUUACAUCAUAAGUACAACUGUUUUGUUAUUUUUUGAUAUUUUCCAAAAAUAUAUUUUUCUCGAAACCCUAUUAAUUUUUUGAAAAAACCUGAAAUAGGUGUGUAGUCAAAUUAUUCCAGGAAUAUGUAAAGUAAUUUUCAAAAUUUUAUUUCCACUGUUUUUUGAAAUAUGGGUAUUUUUGCGAAAUCUUUGACAAAAAAUUACCUUCUCCAAUAAAUGGAUUUUUUUUUCAAAAUCCUGUAUAUUUGUGAAAAACACCGAAAGAGGUUGCAGUGAAAUUGUUUCCAGAAUAUGUGUAAAAAUUU